Messenger RNA from Lentinula edodes (shiitake mushroom), 3249 nucleotides. RefSeq lists its product as uncharacterized. Lineage: Eukaryota; Fungi; Basidiomycota; Agaricomycetes; Agaricales; Omphalotaceae. Gene Ontology annotation, cellular component: intracellular anatomical structure. The record is from RefSeq and is a predicted model, not a curated record. Gene Ontology annotation, molecular function: ATP binding; RNA binding. The transcript is spliced from 2 exons. The coding region runs from base 1 to 3249 and encodes 1082 amino acids.
AUGACUGCUCUUAGUGAUGGUACUUCCGUAGACUACGAACAAGCUAGGAACUUCAUGGACUACUACUGUCACAGAUUUCAUUUUGCUGCUCCUGAAAUCACAUACACCAAUUCAGGCAAUACUUGGGAAACCGUGAUGACUGUACAAUCGCGAAAAAUCGGUAUGGGUAUCGCUACUUCGAAAAAAACAUCCUUGCAACGAUGUUAUCUUGACGUCGUGCAUUACCUUGAACAAUGUGACCCACAGUUGUGGAAGGAUUUCAAAGAAAAGGCGUCUACCGGUUAUACCCAGAUUCAACGAGUAAACAUGCACCUCACUCACGAUUUACAGGCCCGGAUCCGUGACCUCAUCGUUGACCUCAGGUCCAGCGAAUUAUACAAAAACCGACCUGCCCUCGCUUCCGGGACUAUCUCAGAUAGUAUAACUGCUAUGGGAACACGUUACCGCGUUCCCAAUCGUUCCAUCCUUUCAGAAAAAUCUCAAGAGUUACGCGAGCGUCAGAAGCAAUACAACGAAGACCCUUCCCUCGAGCGUAUGCGCGCCACACGUGCAUCACUUCCCGUUCACUCUCGCUCAGAGCAGAUCUUGUCUGCGAUCGAAGCCAACGACGUAACCGUUCUCAUGGCUGCUACUGGUUCAGGGAAGACGACACAAGUGCCCCAGCUGCUCCUCGAUUCGUUCAUCGAAAAAGGUCGAGGUGCUCAAUGCAAUAUUCUAUGUACACAGCCUCGACGACUGGCCGCGCUCAGUGUUGCCCAUCGUGUCUCGAACGAGAGAGGAGAGCAACUCGGCCGCUCCGUGGGUUAUGUCGUUCGUUUCGAGGCCAAGCCUCCUGAGCCUCAUGGCUCCAUCAACUUUUGCACCAUAGGUGUGUUUUUGAAGAUGUUGCAGAAUGCAUUGUCGCAGGGACAAGGCCAGAUGGAUUCUAUAACGCAUGUUGUUGUGGAUGAGGUGCACGAACGAGAUGUUGACACAGACCUCUUACUUGUUGUUCUGAAGCGCUUACUGGACGACAGGAAAGCGCGAAACAAACCUUUGAAGAUCAUCCUCAUGAGCGCUACUAUUGACCCUACCCUCUUCCGAAAUUACUUCCCUGAUGACAACAAUCUUCCUGCGCCAGUCAUUGAAGUACCAGGACGUACGUUCCCGGUGCAAAGACACUUUUUGGAAGAUUUCCUCCAGAAUGUUAGCAAUGGCCCGUCGAAUUGGUUAUUCAACGAGGAUAAUGUUGUCAAAUAUGUCAUUCGGGAAUUGGGAAUUCAGGCACUACCGCCAUAUGUGCCGUUACAGAAAUUCGACCCAGUUCGGAUUAACGCCGAAUCUGAAAGCGAGGUCGAAAUUCCCUAUCCUCUCAUUGCGGCUACUAUCGCACAUGUACUCAGUAAUUCGGAUUCGGGCCACGUUCUAACCUUUUUGGCUGGCUGGGAUGAUAUUAGCGCUGUGCAGAAAAUACUACUGAACCCUCCCGGUCCUCUUUCCAUCAAUUUCAAUGAUCCAAAGUAUUCCAUUCACCUCCUUCACUCCAGUGUCCCUCUGGCUGAACAACAAGUCAUAUUCGAUCCACCGAAAGAGGGCGUACGUCGAAUUAUUCUUGCCACUAACAUAGCUGAAACAUCCGUUACUAUUCCUGAUGUUGUUUAUGUCGUCGACUCUGCCAGGCUGAAAGAGCAACGCUUUGACCCCGAGAAGCAUAUAUCGUCUUUGGUUUCCGCCUGGGUUGGUUCCUCAAACUUGAACCAACGUGCUGGGCGCGCUGGGAGGCAUCGACCUGGGGAGUAUUACGGUGUGCUGAGUCAAAAGCAUGCCGAGAGUUUACAACCUUACCAAACCGUUGAGAUGAGUCGUGUUGACUUGAGUAACGUCGUCAUGCACAUCAAGGCGCUCAACUUCCCUGGUAUGAGCGUGGAAGAAGUGUUGAAGGCCACUAUUGAGCCUCCUCAGACCGAUCGAGUCGCAGCUGCUAUGAAGACAUUGCAGAUGGUGGGGGCCAUUGAUGAACACAAGAACUUGACCUCUCUCGGUCGCGUUCUUUUGCAGAUCCCUGUGGAUGUGCAAGUCGGUCGUUUAGUGCUGAUGGGCAGUUUCUUCCGAUGUCUUGACCAGGCCUUGACCCUUGCUGCUCUUCUGACAAACCGCGAUCCUUUCAUAUCACCAAUGCACAUGAAAGAAGUUGCAGCGGCUGCGAAGAACAAAUGGUGCCCCCCCGGUAUCAAGUCAGAUCCGCUUACAGCUCUUAGAGCUUACAACGCCUGGGAGGAAAUGCAGUCGACGCGGCAAUACCAGAGCGCGAACCGAUUCACUGUUGAUAAUUUCCUCUCAAAGCCCACAUUGGUUUUGAUCCAGAAAUUGAAGACUCAUCUUUUGCAGUCUUUAUAUUCGGCUGGGGUUAUAGAUAUCUCUGCCGGUGGUGGACUUGGCGACGGUUCGAGAUAUGAAAUCCCACCUGAGCUAAAUCAGAAUGGCGAUUCAAUGAUGUUGUUAGCGUCUUUGAUCGCUAUAUCGUGCCAACCGAAAUUUGCUGUUCGUGCAAGUGACAGAAUCUGGCGCACGCAAACGGAAAAGGCGACUAUGAUACAUCCCUCGAGCGUUAAUCACCCAAAGCACCUGGAAGGCAACCAAGAUUUCUCGAAACAGAUAGUCGCAUUUGUUGAGAAGCGUCGAAACGUCUCUGCCGGUAGUGCAUCUUCCACAUUCCUUGUGGGUACAACCCGACUUGAGCCUUUGCUGUUUGCCUUGUUCGGAGCACACAAAAUGGAGAAAGAAGAACAGGGGCUUAUGCUCGACAAUUGGCUCAACCUUUUAGGCAACCUUGAUUCCCUAGACGACAUAUACGAUCUCCGCAAGUACUUAGACAGCUGCAUGUCCAGGGUUUUUGAGGGUAUCGUGAUGGGUGGACGGAAACAUCGGAAUUUAAAAGUGCUUCCAAGAGAAGAAGAGGAGGUUUCAGAAUCUGGAGACGAUACCAUAGAUGACAGCAGAGAUUACUCUUUAUCAAAAACGGAAGUCAAGGAGCUUGAUCUACUCAGUCGUGACCUUGUCAACAUACUUAACCAGUAUAGUUCUGAACGAGGUGUUGAUUCGGUCCCAGCCACAAGACCUGGCACUCCAUUAACCAGACCUGGCACCCCGAGAUUUUCCGGGUCUGGUUAUCCUGGUUCCGGCUAUACCACACCUUUUGGGCAUUCACAUUCACAGUUCAACUCGAGAGCUAGCACACCGACCGGACGAGCUUGGCGUCGGCUUCAGUAA